GCUCCUCACUGUCUCACAGCGCACAUCCCCGUUGCACUGACAGACGCUGCGGCGACGCCAGGUUGGGGACACCGGCGGAGGAUCCAGGGACCAGUCUCUCCGAGGAUGGCUGUGAGGGAGACUCCUAGAAUAUUGGACCCCAUGGCUUCCUGGACAGGAUCCUGGUGGCUGCUGACACGAAUGAUCUUUACAGUCUCUGGUCUCCUGCAGGCCACAGCAGAGAAGUCUCCUGGAGCCUACUUCCUUCCUGAGUUCGCACUCUCUCCUCAGGGAAGCUUUCUAGAAGAUACCACAGGGGAACAGUUCCUCACGUACCGCUAUGAUGAUCAGACCUCAAGAAAUGCUCACUCCGAGGAAGACAAAGAUGGCGACUGGGACGCCUGGGGAGACUGGAGUGACUGCUCCCGGACCUGUGGGGGAGGAGCCUCCUAUUCUUUGCGAAGAUGUCUGACUGGAAGGAACUGUGAAGGACAGAACAUCAGAUACAAGACUUGCAGCAAUCACGACUGCCCAGCAGAUGCAGAAGAUUUCAGAGCCCAGCAGUGCUCAGCCUACAAUGAUGUGCAGUACCAGGGUCAUUAUUAUGAAUGGAUUCCACUACACAAUGACCCUGCUGCCCCAUGUGCACUCAAGUGUCAUGCUCGGGGACAGAGUUUGGUGGUAGAGCUGGCACCCAAAGUGCUGGAUGGAACUCGUUGCAAUGCUGACACUCUGGAUAUGUGCAUAAGUGGCAUCUGCCAGACCGUGGGCUGCGAUAGACAGCUGGGUAGUAGCGCCAAGAAGGACAACUGUGGGGUCUGUGCGGGGGACGGCUCCACCUGCAGGCUGGUGCGGGGUCAGACCAAGGUGCACCUGUCUCCUGAGAAAAAGGAAGAAAAUGUGAUUGCUGUUCCCUUGGGCAGUCGAAGUGUGAGGAUUACUGUGAAAGGACCUGCCCUGCUCUUUAUUGAGUCAAAAACACUUCAAGGAAGCAGGGGAGAACACAGCUUCAGCAGCCCUGGGGUUUUCGUUGUGGAAAACACGACGAUUGAGUUUCAGAAGGGCGCCGACAGACAAACCUUCAAGACUGCGGGACCCCUGAUGGCUGACUUCAUCUUCAAGACCAGGUACACGGUGGCCAAAGGCAGCGUGGUCCAGUUCUUCUUUUACCAGCCCAUCAGCCAUCAGUGGAGACAGACUGACUUCUUUCCCUGCACCGUGACAUGUGGAGGAGGUUAUCAGCUCAACUCUGCUGAGUGCGUGGAUAUCCGCUUGAAAAGGGUAGUGCCUGACCACUAUUGCCAUUACUACCCGGAAAAUGUGAAGCCCAAACCAAAGCUGAGGGAAUGCAGCAUGGAUCCUUGUCCGUCGAGUGAUGGAUUUAAAGAGAUUAUGCCCUAUGACCACUUCCAACCUCUCCCUCGCUGGGAACAUAAUCCUUGGACUGCAUGUUCGGUGUCCUGUGGAGGAGGGAUUCAGAGACGGAGUUUCGUGUGCGUAGAGGAAUCUAUGCAUGCAGAGAUUCUACAAGUGGAAGAAUGGAAGUGCAUGUAUGCACCCAAGCCCAAGGUGAUGCAGACUUGCAACCUGUUUGAUUGCCCCAAGUGGAUUGCCAUGGAGUGGUCUCAGUGCACAGUGACUUGUGGCCGAGGGUUGCGCUACCGAGUGGUUCUGUGUAUCAACCAUCGUGGGCAGCAUGUUGGGGGCUGCAACCCACAGAUGAAGCUGCACAUCAAAGAGGAGUGUGUCAUCCCCAUCCCGUGCUAUAAGCCUAAAGAAAAAAGUCCAGUGGAAGCUAAAUUACCUUGGCUGAAACAAGCACAAGAGCUAGAAGAGACCAGAAUAGCCACAGAAGAACCCAAGUUCAUCCCAGAGCCCUGGUCGGCCUGCAGCACCACAUGUGGGCCGGGCACUCAGGUGCGUGAGGUGAGGUGUCGGGUGCUCCUCACAUUCACACAGACAGAGACUGAGCUCCCUGAGGAGGAAUGUGAAGGCCCCAAGCCACCCACAGAGCGACCCUGCCUCCUUGAAACCUGUGACCAGAGCCCUGUGUCUCGAGAACUGGGUGGCCCUCUCCAGGAGAAGGACAGCGAGAUGACUUACGACUGGGAGUAUGCUGGCUUUACCCCCUGCACGGCAACAUGUUUGGGAGGCUACCAAGAAGCCAUAGCUGUGUGCUUACACAUCCAGACCCAUCAGACCGUCAAUGACAGCCUGUGUGACCUGGCUCACCGUCCUCCACCAAUGAGUCAGGCCUGUCACACGGAGCCCUGCCCACCCAGAUGGCACAUGGGCUCUUGGGGGGCCUGUUCAGCCACCUGUGGUGUUGGAAUCCAGACAAGAGAUGUAUACUGCCUGCAUCCUGAGGAAUCCCCGGCCCCGCCGGAGGAAUGCAGAGAUGAGAAGCCUCAUGCCCUACGAGCAUGCAAUCAGUUUGAUUGCCCUCCCAGCUGGCAUAUCGAAGAGUGGCAGCAGUGUUCCAGGACAUGUGGUGGGGGAACUCAGAACCGGAGAGUCACCUGCCGACAGCUGUUAACUGAUGGCAGCUUUCUGAAUUUGUCCGAUGAACUGUGCCAAGGACCCAAGGCAUCGUCUCAUAAGUCCUGUGCCAGGACAGACUGCCCCCCACAGCUGGCUGCUGGAGACUGGUCGAAGUGUUCUGUCACCUGUGGGGUUGGAUUCCAGAGAAGAAAGCAGGUGUGUCAAAAGCUGACUGCCAAAGGCCGAAGAGUCCCCCUAGCUGAGACGCUGUGCAGGGACCUGCCGGGGCUCCCCCUCGUGAGACCUUGCCAGAUGCCGGUGUGCAGCAAACUGAAACUGGGAACGAAGACAAGACUUGGAGAGCGGGGCCCCCAGAUUCUCGGUGUCCGGAGAGUCUAUAUCCAGACAAGGGAGGAGAAGCGGAUCAACCUGACGGUCGGCAGUAGAGCCUACUUGCUGCUCAAUACAUCUGUGAUCAUCAAAUGCCCAGUACGACGUUUCCAGAAGUCUCUAAUCCAAUGGGAGAAGGAUGGCCAUUGUCUGAAGAACUCUAAGCAGCUUGGCAUCACUAAGUCAGGUUCACUGAAAAUCCACAGUCUUUCCACUCCUGACAUUGGCGUGUACAGAUGCAUUGCAGGGUCUGCACAGGAAACGGUUGUUCUCAAGCUCAUUGGGACUGACAACCGGCUCAUUGCUCACCCGUCCCUACGAGAGCACGCGCGAGCUUAUCCUGGGUUGGACCAUAAUGAAGCCAAUAGCUUGGGAGCCACAUGGCAUAAAAUGCGCCAGUUGUGGAAUAGCAAAAAUGAUCUUUAUCUGCAUGGUAGUGAAAUCAAUAAGCAGCCUUUCUUAAGAGCUCUGUUCGGGCCGUGCAGGACCUCUGAAGGAAAUGAUAACUCCUGGGAGUUUAAGAGCAAGCAGUUUGAAGCAGCCAUGAAACAGGGAGCAUACAGCAUGGACACAGCCCAGUUUGAUCAGCUUAUAAGAAACAUGAGUCAGCUUAUGGAGACGGGGGAGGCCAGCGACGACCUGGCAUCCCAGAUGAUAUAUCAGCUGGUAGCUGAAUUGGCCAAGGCUCAGCCUGCGCAGUGGAGGGGCACCCAUGAGGAAGUUGUUGCACCUGAGGCUCAAUUCAGAGGGGAGACAGGAAGAAUUCCUAAAAGCCCCACAGUAAAAAACCCAGGCAAACUGACUUUUAAGCCAAAAGGACCUGUUCUCAUGAGGCAAACUCUACCCCCUUCGGUUUCGUUUAACAAAACAAUAAAUGUGAGGAUUGGGAAUACAGUGUACAUUACAAAAAGCACAGAGGUCAUCAAUAUACUUUGCAGCCUCAUCACUCCCAGCAGUGAGGCCACAUACACAUGGACCAAAGAUGGAGCGUUGCUGCAGCCCUCUGUGAAGAUCAUUUUGGAUGAAACUGGGAAGAUGCAGAUACAGAAUCCCACAAGGAAAGAGCAAGGGAUAUAUGAAUGUUCUGUAGCCAGUCAUCAGGGAUCCGACGUGGAAAGCUCAUUGGUGUUGUAUGCAGAGGCACCUGUCAUCUUGUCUAUUGAAAGAAAUGUCACCAAGCCAGAGCACAACCAUCUGUCUGUUGUUGUGGGAGGCACUGUGGAGGCAGCCCUUCAAGCAAAUGUGACAAUCCACUGUCCUGUAAAAGGUGUCCCUCAGCCUAAUGUAACUUGGUUGAAGAGAGGAGGAUCUCUGAGUGACAAUGUUUCCUUGCUUUUCAAUGGAUCCCUGUUGUUGCAGAAUGCUUCCCUCGAAAAUGAAGGAACCUACAUUUGCACAGCCACCAAUGCUCUUGGGAAAGCAGUGGCAACCUCUGGGCUCCGCUUGCUGGAACGAAGAGAACCGGGCAGUAAGACUGCAUUUCCUAAGGCACAGAGAAAGCGAGUGCUUCAGGCAUCCAAAAACAGAGCAAACAGCAACAACUCAACAGGAAAGUCUCUGCCUCAAGAGUAUUUUUGGGAACCUGGUAACUGGACACACUGUUCUGCCACCUGUGGCCCUUUGGGAGUCCGGCUUCAGAGGCCCCAGUGCAUGAUGGCCAGUGGGCAGGAAGUGAGUGAAGCCCUGUGUGGUUCCCACAGGAAGCCGCUGGCUGGGUUUCAGUCCUGUAACAUCCGAGAUUGCCCAGCAAGGUGGUUUACGAGCAUGUGGUCAGAGUGCUCUGUGUCUUGUGGUGAAGGAUCUCACAGUCGGCAAGUGAUGUGCAAGCAGACAAAAGCCAAUGGGACUGUGCAGGUGGUGUCCCCAAGGGCAUGUGCUUCUAAAGACAGGCCGCUAGGGAGGAAACCGUGUUCUGUCCGGCCGUGCGUUCAACAGGCUACCGACCUCGGAAGCCAGUGUCCUGGACGUUGCAUGGGCCAGGCCAUGAGGAUGCAGCACCACCACAUGCCGUGUGCCCACAACAGCUCCAACUCUGACUGUGAGGACAGGAGGAGACUUGCCUUUAGAAGAAACUGUACCUCAGGGCCAUGUGAGGCAUGUUGGCGUGUGGGUCCCUGGAAGCCCUGCACAGCAGUCUGUGGCAGGGGCUUCCAGUCUCGCAAAGUCAACUGCAUUCACACAGGGAGCUGCAAACCCAUGGCUGACAGACACUGUGUGCAGAUGAAACCAGCUUCCUGGAGGCACUGUUUCGGGCCUUCCUGUGAUAGUACGUACCCGUCUCAGGCCUCUACAAACAAAGGUGCUGCCAGUCAUGCCAAGAAAGAUAAAGCUCUGACAAGGUCGUGAUGCUGCUGUGGUGAGAAAUGAAAGCUAACGAGGUUCUUUCACCCAUGUCCCUGGUUCAAAACCAUGUACUCUUGAAGUCGCUAGAUACUAUGAUCAAGGGGAGGCUAAAGCAGAAACAGCACCUGAUAUGGUUUUAUAAGGUUAAUGUUUCUGGUGGUUGUUUUUAAUGCCAUUUCCUGUAAAGGAUGUAGUCUAGGACUAACAUAAAUGCAUCAGCAGUCAUUCUCUUGCUCUCGGGACGUCAUCACAAACACAUCAUCACCUGCUGUGCUCUGUAGACCGUCAAAGAGUGGUCCAUCCUGAGGACUGCACCUGAGGACUUCUCUUGAGUUGUUGGGUUUCAAGACAUUUGUGUGGUAUUUAUGAUUUAAAGGCUCUGGCCUGUAGCCUUGAGAUGUUGGCACUAAAAGCAUAUCUACAGAUCCUUAUGUUUAUUAUGUGAAGAGGAGACAAUCUCCCUGGACAGUUAAUAACACCAACCAAGCCAAGAAUUCUCCACAUGACAUAUUGUCUUCACUAUUAAAGCAUCUAUGGAAGAAAACACAGUAGUUACAGCUGCCGGUUUUGUAGCUACAGAAAUCUAUCUGUAACCAAAUGAGGCAUCUUGGAAAUCAAAGAAGAGGAAAAGCUUACCUUUUCUACUGAUUCUGAAGUAUAUUCAAAGCUUUCUUUUAAGAGCUGUGAAUGGAACUUUAUCUAAGCACUAUUUUCUUGCACACAAUCAGAAAUCAAAGCCUUACUAGAUGUAAUUUAUGCAUACAAUAAUAUUCCUGGGGAUUGUUAUUUUGGAAAGUUUAUAAGAGAAUAAUCUAAAUAAGAAAUGUGAUAGUUGAAAGAAUUGUUUAUGGUAAAUGAUUAUUAUAAUCUGAGGGGAUUUUUGUCAAUAAAUUCAAAGUCAAUUAGAA
This is a messenger RNA of Rattus rattus (black rat), 6101 nucleotides long. RefSeq names its product ADAMTS like 3 (gene Adamtsl3). Gene Ontology annotation, molecular function: metalloendopeptidase activity. The record is from RefSeq and is a predicted model, not a curated record. The coding region runs from base 106 to 5196 and encodes 1696 amino acids. Lineage: Eukaryota; Metazoa; Chordata; Mammalia; Rodentia; Muridae. Gene Ontology annotation, cellular component: extracellular matrix. The transcript is spliced from 30 exons. Gene Ontology annotation, biological process: extracellular matrix organization.